UCACAGGUCACAUAAUCCCUCUGGGGUUUGGGUUUCACAGCCAUUAAAUGGGUUUAAUACCCAGAAACCUGACUACCUUGAGGUGGUCAUAGGUCAGGCCUGCAGCUCCAGUCUUGGGGUGUUCUGCUUGGGCAGCCACCAAGGAAGACUACUUGAGGAGAAGGCGGCAGUGCCUUGGGGUUAGGAAGAUGGUGCUCCUCCCUCACGGUAAUGGGAGGGGGAGUUCUUGAGUGUCUUGGGGUAUCCAGGUCAGGAGAGAAGAGGCCGUGAUCCGAGCCUCAGCAGGUGGUGGUGAGUUUCAGGCUGCUGAGGCUGUGGCAGAGGGAGUGUUCCGUUCUCUGCCCCACCCCUUUGAAAUACCAGGAGCAGAGCUGACACAGGCUGAAAGGGGAACUCCUAGUUGUGAUGCAGCCAAGAGCCUGUCAGCUUCUGCAGGGGAUUUUCCUUACCCUGAGUGUGUAGAGGGGUGAUGACCACCAGCAGCUGAGAAACCAUAUAGCCGCCUGCACAGCUGAACAGGCCAGCAGGCAGCCUGCCAUGGGGUCCCACUCCAAGAACCGGUUCUUCUGCUGGGCCUCUGGGCUCCUGGUAUUCAUCAACCUCUUCCUCAGUGUCUGCAGCACUGAAGCCUACACUUCCGAAGCACAUGAUUCUGCCUUGGAGGUUUAUAGAAAACCCAUUCAUCUGAAGGUGAUCCGAGGCGGCUCUGUCUUGUUUAAUGUGAUCGAGAAGCUCCGAGUAGUUGUAGGAGCCGAGCUGCAGGAGGUUUCAUGGGCUUUGGGCACUCUGUUAAAUUACACACAGGUGCUGCAAGUCCGUAAGGGAGCUGACUCUCCAAUCUGGUUGAGCCUCCAGGAUAAGUUCAAGCAGAGGGUCCAUGUGCCCAGCAUGUGGUCUCUGAGGAUUGAGAACCUGGCCCCUGAAGACAGUGGGCAGUACAUGGCCAUGAUCCGCUCAACUCGGGGAAAAAUGCUUGGCCAGGUUUUCUACCUCUCUGUCUAUGAGCCUGUGCCUCAUCCUGGAAUCCUGGCCAAGUUACUCUCUAUCACACCAGGCUUGUGUAACAUAACCCUGCAGUGCAGGGCUCCAGGGGCCACCGAGGACCUGAAAGUGACCUGGGUGAGCAAGGGCCUCCUCAGGGAGCUGGAGCAGAGCAAAACACCAGGACCAGCCCUGAACCCCUGGACCCUGGCUGUGAGUCUGCCCCUGUGCCAGUGCAACACCCACCUCACCUGUGUGGUCAGCAACCAGGUGGAUAAGAAAGCUGCAAUCUUAGAUGUCAGGAAAGUGUGUGUCCAAGAAACAGCUCCACACAAACAGGACACGGUUAGACUGCUGCCAGGCCUCCUAGGGGAUGUUGCGGGUGUGAUGUUGGUCCUGGGAACUGGGCUGUAUCUUUUGAAGACAUGUAGGAAGAAAAAGAAGAUGAAGAUAAGAAGAGGUGGAGAACUGCAGGAGAACCAUGUGUUCGAUGAUGAUGUCAACCACUAUGAAGAUCUCAGGCUGCCAGUGUCUCAGAAGGACAAGGACAAGGGCAUUGGUGAACAAUAUCUGGAAAAAGAGGAGCCGCUCACUGCUAUCUACAGUGAGGUUCAUUAUCAUUGCCCAGGCAGGGCCAUUAAGAUCAUUCAACUGGAGGAAGCAAAAGGAUCUGACAAUCCCAGGAUAUCUACACUGUGAGCCUGAAGCCUGCAGACCCCUGCCUUUCUUAGUGCUGGUCCGGUUUCAGCUGCCCCUUGUCUGUGUACUCUGAUCUCAUAGCCACAGUUCUAUGGUGUACCCAUGACCUGUUCACAUUCUGAGACACCUCCCCAAGAUGCACUUACACUUGGGCAAAGAUUCUUUCCCUAUCAUUGAUGUGGCUCCUGACCCCUCUCCUCCAGAAGCCUUCCCAAGGGGACCCUGUCUGACUGAGCAGGUGGAAAAUCCCCGCCACCUCUGCCGUGUCACCGGUGUGUGUGCUUCUGAGGACACAAGCCGUUCCAGACAUGGGAACGGUGCAGAGGUGUUGACUGUGCUGCAGAGGAGGGGGUAGGACCUGGCUUCUGGAUGCUGAGUUGGAGGACAGCGUGGGUGGGUAGGAGCCCACAAAGGAGCACGCCACGGCUUUCUUUGCAGAGUUUGUACAGGGAUCCCUUGGGGGCAUCAGGCAGUGUGUGUGUGUACAUGCAUGUCGGGGCAGGUGUCUAGUGCACAUUAUACAACUGAACCAAAGCUACCUUUCUUUUCUCCUGUGCUAAUCUGAACCUAAUCUUCAGUCUUAGCCUGUGGAUCCAAACUCAACUUCCUGUUGUGUCAUCUCAAAAGCUUCCUAGCCUCUGUGUCUCAGAGAAUGACCCUAAGAGGCCACAGUUUGGGGUUGUCUUAGGAAAACAGCUUCAGCUCUUUCCUUGGCGUAGGAUAGAGCACUUAGCUAUAAGGACAGAGGUGUGGUACUCUUCCACACCCCGUUGGUGAGGACUACUUGGGCUCUGAUGGGUGAAGCUGUUGAGAAGGUCUGACACAGCCCUCUCCAGCCGCUUCUUAUUCUGACCCUCAGUGCCCCAGUAGCUAUGCUGGCCCCAAACCUAGGUCAUCCACUUCUUUGCUCACUUGCAUCCCUCUGCCCGAAAUGAAAUUUCCCUCUCCCUGUUUCUCACCCUCACUCCCACCUGCUGAAAUACUGCUGCGCUACUCAAAGCCCUUCCCAAGAUGCUUGUUCCAUGGAGCUCUCUGGAUCUCGAAGGUUUAAACAUGACCUCCCCUCACAUCUGACUUUUCUGAACACCUUGGACACUAUGUACGGUCCCUGCCACAGUUUGUCCUGGGAUGAUCAUGAAUCUUCCUGCAGAACUAACCUGGGCUCUCUCAGGAGGAUAUGGGGCUGUGGGAGAAUAGGGCUGAGGAGACAAGCACUUCUUGGUGCAAAGGGUCUGGGCCAACCUUUUCCCAUCCCAUGGGGUCAGCAGAGGGAGAUGCAGCAAGGAGCUGCUGACAGACUGGCAUGGCUCUACCUGGAAACAGAGGUAGACACAAUGACCUCCCUUGACUAUAUUUGGCCUGAGCUCCUAAUUAGAGACUUCCUUAUUCCCUUAUCCACCUCUUAUUGUGAACCUGGCCACGCUUCCUCCAUGGCAUGUGAGUGUUUCUUCCCUCCUGAGGGAUCUUCAGCUUCCUGCAGACUCUGCCUCCUGUUUGAGUCCCAGCUUCUAGGCAGAGAUGGGUAACUCUAGCACCACAAGCUGCUGUGGCACAUCUGGUGGCCUAGAUCCUUGGGUCUCUUAGUUUCCCUCCCGGCUCAGGUGAGCUCAUUUCCUCAUUGCCACCCACAGAAAACAAAGAUCUGAACAGAGUCCCUGCUAAGAGAUUGAGCACUAGGAAAUAAUGCUAGGUGUCUGCCGGACGGUGGAUGAGUGAGGCAGGAGGGAGAGGAUCCAUAGCAGGGCUUCAUUUUUGCCGUCUUCCCAUUUAGGCUGAGCAUAAAGCUGAUGGUGCCAGCCUCCUCCCUGGCUUCCCAGGUGACUGGACAUGACGAGGUAUCAGUGCACGUUAGCCCUGGGGCAGCAUAAGAUGAGAUCAUCCAACUGACCUUCCCACCACAUCAAAGACAACAAAAAAAAAAAACAAGGAAACAAAAGAGAAGAACAAGGCUU
Messenger RNA from Sapajus apella (tufted capuchin), 3632 nucleotides. Its product is annotated as SLAM family member 5-like. The record is from RefSeq and is a predicted model, not a curated record. The transcript has 7 exons. NCBI's taxonomy places the organism in Eukaryota, Metazoa, Chordata, Mammalia, Primates, Cebidae. The coding region runs from base 538 to 1680 and encodes 380 amino acids.